This is a messenger RNA of Cylicocyclus nassatus, 2476 nucleotides long. The record is from the annotation of a GenBank genome assembly. Lineage: Eukaryota; Metazoa; Nematoda; Chromadorea; Rhabditida; Strongylidae.
AGAUAAAGGCGUUUGAUCGAUAAACAUGCAGACUAUCGAGAAAGCUCUUCAUCAGCCUAUGCCUUUUACCACUGGCGGGCAAACCAUCUCAGAUAGGCUAACAGCAGCCAAACACUCAUUAGCCGGUAGUCAACUUGGGAAAACAAUAUGCAAGGCAACUACGGAAGAGUUGAUGGCUCCAAAAAAGAAGCAUCUCGACUAUUUGCUGCAUUGCACGAACGAACCGAAUGUGUCAAUACCUUCUAUGGCAAAUUUGCUGAUAGAACGAACUCAGCAUCCAAAUUGGACUGUAGUCUACAAAGCACUAAUCACAAUUCACAACAUCAUGUGCUAUGGAAACGAGAGGUUUUCGCAAUAUCUAGCUUCAUGUAAUACAACAUUCAACCUCGGAAACUUUCUUGAUAAGAAUAGUACUUCAGGAUAUGAUAUGUCACAGCAUGUAAGAAAAUAUGGCAAGUACAUUGGUGAAAAAAUCGCCACCUAUCGAGUUUGCGCAUUCGACUUCUGUAAAGUGAAGCGAGGAAGAGAAGAUGGUCUACUGCGGACCAUGCAUACCGAUAAGCUUCUCAAGACUCUGCCUAUUCUCCAGAAUCAGAUAGAUGCACUUCUUGAGUUCCAGGUUUCCGCUAGCGAGUUGAAUAAUGGUGUCAUCAAUUGCUCGUUCAUUCUACUGUUUCGUGAUCUCAUUCGACUUUUUGCUUGCUAUAAUGAUGGGAUCAUAAAUCUGCUAGAGAAGUACUUUGACAUGAAUAAGAAGCAGUGUCGUGACGCGCUCGACACAUACAAAGGAUUUUUGACUCGCUUGGACAAAGUGUCGGAAUUUUUGCGCGUAGCCGAAUCAGUUGGAAUAGAUCGAGGAGAGAUUCCUGAUUUGACGAGAGCACCCGCUAGUUUGCUAGAAGCCUUGGAGGCCCAUCUCAUCCAUUUAGAAGGCGGAAGAGCUCCAGUGCAAUCUCAGUACCCAUCUGCCCAAGCCCAACUGAGCAAUUUCUCGAUGGCUGGUGGAUUUCAAAUGCAGCCGCAUGUUGGUGAUGUGGAGCGGAUGAGGUAUAUUGAGUUGGAGAAGGAGAGGCUGCGGCAAUUUGAAGAACAAAAACGUCAACAAGGGUCUGUCGGCAGCUCGUCCUCGGCUGCAACCUCCAGCUUUAAUCCGUUUGCGGCUGAUGCAUCAUCCAACUCCGAGGUUCCUAAAAAAACAAAUGAGGAUUUGCUUGAUCUGUUCAACACACCUGCCCAGCCUUCACAACCCCUCAUCGAUGCCACAAAUCCAUUUGCCCAAUUCACAGUCCCAACUAGUUCGAAUGUGACUGGUCCUAGUGGAUAUCCUUCAGUAGGCGGAGUCAUGGCUCAACCGCUAGUGUCACAGCGUCCUGAAAGUGUAGGAAAUGCAAAUGGAUUUCAACCGGAUUUCACACGGGCUUUCAGCGCUAAGCCAAGUAAUGGAGGUACCUUUGAUCCUUUUGCUACCACUCAACAGGGACAAGGAAAGAUUGGCGGAGACAUUGAUUCAGCUCUAUCGAAUUUGGCUGAUAACCUGACAAUAAGUGGAAAUAACCAAGGACGCCCUGUGCAAUGGGGUGGCCAACCACAACAGGGACAACAACAAGCACCGGUAUCGUCCGCGAUGCCUGCACCUUCGAUGGCACCACAAAUGCCCACUUAUGGUGCACCUCAAUACACCAAUCCUUAUGGUCAAUACGCCCCUCAACCCUAUGGCGGCCAAAUGCCACAGUGGCAAAUGCAGCCUCAAAUGUUCCCAACACAACAAGCUCCCGGUUAUAAUAUGUACGGUGGAGGUGCGAUGGGUUACGGACAAAUGCCCGGCCAAAUGACCAGCCAAAUGCCAGCAAGUCAACCGCACCCUCAACAAGGACAGGAUCCAUUUGGAGGAUUUUGAGUUGAAGAAGUCUCCUUAAUUAUGAGAUAUUUAUAAAUUAUUACAUAAGAGCCAAGCUUAUGUCUCGUCCAGGGCCCAAAUUUUAUGUUCUGAAUCGCUCUAGCGUGCAAUCCGCUCUUGUAUGAAAAGCCCAUAGAUACAAGCAUAAUUUGUGCAGUAAUGCACACCGAACACCGUCAACAUUUUUAUGCAUAGUGAUGGUUGUGAAGUCGAUUUUGUAAGAUGCAAUAAUGCGUCACAGUGUUAGUGCUCUUCGUGUCGGUUCACUAUUGAUACAGUUUUUCUUGAUAUUUAUUGAACAGUUUUAGUCCUUGUAUUUGAGAAUCGCGGAAUCUUCUGCUUUUUACAGAUACCAGUUUCUAGUUCACCAGAUACGUUCCUACUUAUAUUUAUACAUAUAGAUAAAUUAUCGUUCUUUGCAGAGGAUGAAGAAGUUGUGAAGUUACAACAUAUUGACAUUUGCAUUAGUGUUGCUCUCGAGAUUCUUAUUGUCAUAAGCUUACCUUAUAUACUUUUUUCCCCAAACUUCUAAUUGUUCGCUUAUUGUAAACUGCGAUUGGUACCCGAAUAAACAUAGAG